AUGCAGAAACAGCUGGACAUGGUGGAUGUGGAGGGAAUGACAUUGCUGAUGCACGCUUGCUCCACCUCAAGCUCGGCCGUCUUUCAAGCAUUGUCGAAGACUGUCCAACCCUCACAGUUUAGGGACGUCAUCCGGGCCACGGAUGCGCACGGAAUGACGAUUUUGCAUCACGCCGUUAACGGCAAUGGCAACGAGCAAGCUACGACCCGUUCCAGCACUACUGCACCCUCGCAAACUGCGCCCCCGCAAGAGCGCCUACCGUCGGCCGGCGCCGGGCGGGAGGGGAGCACGCCAACCGAACCCCCGUCAACAGCGGGAGAGAGGCUUGCCACGGUGACGGAAGGCGGGGGCCCCGUUGAGGGCCAAGAAAGUGAGGACGUACCGUUCGUCCUCGAUCCGCGGCUGCCGGUGAUACAGGCCGCGCUGGAGUUUGCCAGAGCGAACUUGUGGAUGCCCGAGUACCGCAAGCUGCUCGAGGCCCGGGACGGAUGGCACAGAAGUAUCAUCGAGCACGCAAUCAUGUCUGGACGGACCCAGAUUUUCGAGGCGGUUUUCAACGCGUUUCGCAGGGAUGUUCACGAUGAGAAGAUCGACCUCCUCUUGGACCCGGGGGUUGAAACUAGCCAUGCGCAGACGUCUCUCAGGAGAGCGAUGAAUUCUCAGGAGGGAACGCCCAUGGCACAGCUAGUUCGAGAGAAGACAACGAGCCUGAAGUCCGACGUAACCAAGCGGAAGGAUGACUCCACGGUCGCCGCCAAGAUCCAAGCCUUCAUCCCGGGAAAUCUUAUCGUGAUCUUCCAGCUUUUGCUGCCUGAGUUCGAUGAGAGCGGGGACGGCCCGUUGUACCUUCUUCUUGUCCUCUGCUUCAUUGCUCCGUUUUGGUCGUGGGGGGCCGCCAUGAGCGUAAAGCGGGAUCCCGAAACCACCAACACAAGAGCGAGUCCCGCCAUGUUCUUUUGGGGUGUGGGAACGAGCAAAAUUGCGCCCAACUCCUUCAACUGGGCGGAGUCAGCGAGUGCGGCAGCGCUGGCUGUCGCGACCAUCGUCAUCCCCGCGCUUGAUACGUACUUCUCCGGCCGCGGCGCCCGCGCGACCGUCUCAGUGGUUACCAUCUUUUUCCUGAAUCUCAUGGGCGGCAAGAAGGGCAAGACCACCAGAGCAGCCAAUAGAUCCAAUCAGCUCUACGGGCAGGAUGACGACAUCGUAAGUCAGAGGAACUUCCCUUCAAAACCCCCGCCCUACCGUUCCUUCGUGAACACCAACCCCCGCACAGCGGGCACUCACACCAUGGACGCCAACCAGACGCCAGCAAUCAGACCUGCUCCACUGCGUACGGCCGACGCUGGGGGAAGCCCAAGAUCCCAACGAAGCAAGUCUAGCAAAUCGCCUGUGGGGAGUAUCUGGGGAGACGAUGGAGAUGCUGGGGUAGUGUAGUGGUAGUGGUAGGUUGGCGUGGUCAUGGUGAAUACCAUCUCGGAUUUGUGUGAUUUAUGUAUGUGUGUGGGGAUUGGAUUGCCUUAGGUCUAUCUAUCGAGGUCUUUGUCGGCCGGACGUGGGAUCCGAAAAUGGUGAAACUGGUUAUCGCUAGUCGGGGAUAGCUCCCAAGAUACCCCAAACGAUUUU
Molecule: messenger RNA, 1623 nt
Organism: Ectocarpus siliculosus
Lineage: Eukaryota; Phaeophyceae; Ectocarpales; Ectocarpaceae
Source: the annotation of a GenBank genome assembly